AUGGCAGAGGAUCGCGCCUUUGCUGCUAGCAUCUUCAAGGAUUGCUUCGGCAAGGGUGGCGAUUUCACCGUGGUGGUGGAAGAGCCCGAGAUUGGGGAUAGUGAUAGUGGCAGGUCAGGCGUCAAGCGCGUGGAGUUUAAGGUCUGGGCUUCGUUGCUGACCGGGUGGUCCGCCGUCUUCGACAAGAUGUUGAACUCUGAGGCCUUUCUGGAGAGCCAGCAGGCCCAGGUGGUCAUUUCUGACUUCUCCAGUGGAACCGUGGAGAUCUUUCUUCGUUUUCUCUACUCGGGGGUGGCACGGGGGCCUCUUGAAACCUUAGUGGAAGUGUCUUCGAUGGCGGACAAGUACCAGGUGAAGCGUCUCUUGGAGCUUUGUACGGAGGCGCUCCGGGAGGGCCUGAGCCCGGCGAAUGCCUGCGAGCUCUUUGCCGCUGCUGCGCGCUUCCAGUUGGCAGAUUUGAGAAGGAUGGCGCUGGAAAAGAUCUGGAUCCAUCCCGCAGAAGCCUUGAAAGAGUGCCCGAGCAUAAGCCCGGAAAUGCUGGAGGAGAUCCUGCGGCCCUGCCUCAUCUGCAUGAACAACUCCGAAGUGCAGGCCCUUUUGCAAGGAUGGAGCUGCAAGAAGCGGAAAGCUGGUGAGCAAGCGACUUCUCCGUCACCGCUGCAGCCGACCAUUGAGAGACACCUGGGCCGCAUGGAGGAUGAGCUUAGGCGCUUUACGUCUGAACAUGGGCCGGCAUGGGAGUUUUCGCAAGAGCACCUUGCGGCAGUCCACGAAGAUGAUCUCUUCAAGGCAAUGUGGAAUGACUGCACCAGGGUGGCAGAAACCGAAGGAGGACAUCCACCACAAUUUCUGAGUUCGUACAUGAAUGUCGUUUUUGGACGGACAGUUCCACAUUUUCAUGCAGACAACCCGAAGCCAUUGGAGAUGUAUGCCAGCAAUCGCAAGCCUUUCAAGCUAGCGGCUGGUUCAAUCUCAUGGGUUCUUCCUUAUGAUUCUAUCUAUCUCACGGGCCUCUCCUUCGCCUUGGACAUGCCAGAGCAAGUGCACUGUCGGGUCUACUGUUCCAAAGAUGGUGUCCACUGGCACAUGGCUGCCGACACAGCGAAGUACCGGAUCGAAGCCAAGAAGCCGCUGUCUCGCUGGAACAGGCCAGAUGACCUCGUGAAGAUGUUCAAGCUCGAGGUUCUGGAAGGCACCUUCCACAACAGUCUGCAAGUUCGGGGAAUCUGGAAGGAUGACCUUCAUUAUUGA
This is a messenger RNA of Symbiodinium sp. CCMP2592, 1251 nucleotides long. The record is from the annotation of a GenBank genome assembly. NCBI's taxonomy places the organism in Eukaryota, Dinophyceae, Suessiales, Symbiodiniaceae.